AUGUCUAUGAUAAAUUGGGGCAUUGGUGAUCUCUUGGCCGUUACGAAGCUUGCUUGGGACCUCUAUCACAACUGCUUCCUCGUUGCGCGCGAGGCGCCCGAUGACUUCAGACAGCUGGUCAAUGAGCUAGCUUCACUGCAAGCUUGUCUGCGCACACUACGGGACGAUGUCAACUCCGACAAGUCCUUUCUGGACAGGCUGGGUGACAAUAGAAAGCAGACAUUGGAACGAUGCUUGGCAAACUGCUUUGACACCCUGCGUCAACUGCAAAAGCUAGUGAUCAAAUACCGAGAGCUGGGCGUCGGAGAUGGCUUGCAGUUCUGGAGGAAGCUGAAAUGGGUGGGGAAACAAGGGGAGAUCGCAGAGCUGAAGUCAAAGAUUAUGGUGCACACAUGCAACAUUAGUCUAUGCAUGAGCUCUAUCGGGAACUCUUCUCUUGCCAGGAUAGAAACCUCGAUGAUAAAGGCACUCGAAAGACAAGAAGCUUCGACUUCCGCUCCCCAAGCCCAAAGUCAGGAUAAGGAAGAAGAAGACGAGGUCGAUGAACUCAGCCCUCUUCAAAAAGCUAAGACUGCCCCACAGGCUGGCCGCAAUGGGUCUCCAGAGGUUGAGGGCCUGGGAUUACAAGGUUUACGGCGCGCGUUCACUGGAGCGACACUGGUGGAUAAUAUGUCGAGCGUAUCGCCUGAGACGACACCUUCAACAACAAGCGAAGAAGAGAUGUCAGAAUUUGGAUCGCCCAAAAUGGCCAAAGAGGUUCCCAUAUUCAAGAAGACCCCUACCCAAAUGGGUAAGAUGAGAAAGGAGUCAUCGGCGAGUAUAGAUCAUGGCCUCAAAGCUUUUCCACCGAGCCCUAGGAUUUCCGAGGAUUACACCAGGGAGAUACCGAGAAGUAGUCCUGCUGGUGACGACCUGAAGAAGCCUCGCUCGAAAAGACUAAUGUCGACUAGCGGAGAAUCGGUAAUGAAGAGCAAUGGAGUUGGCAGCAAAGCUCCUAACGUUGUUGACGUCGUAGCUGAAGCAAUGCAAGAGUUGGCCAGAGUCCGGCAAAGAGAGCAGUCAGCAAGGCCAUUACGAAUCGUACGGCAAGACCCCGUGCAUAGACCUCAUGAUGCUCUCAAAGAGCGGUUCCAAGAGCUUGCAGAGGACGAACUAAAGAUUCGGAGGUUGAAUGCGAGAGACUGGCUGAGAGUGGCCACUUGGUGGCUACUGAAGGCAAGGUUCAAUACGAGAGUAGAUGAGCGGUCCCAGUACACGAGUACACGCGGAAGCCUCAGCGUUUCCGGAAUUUCUGGAGGAGGGAGAUCAGCAAUUAACCAAGCUUACGUUGACCUGCUGAAGGCAUCAUGGAUACUUUACAACAUAAUAUUGAAAGACGAUAACGACAAGGCAUCUUUAAUGACAGACGAGAACAGGAAAAUGUUUUACAACCUUUCAGAUGGCAUUAGCGAAGACCUGAGCGACUUUCAACCCGUUGACGCGCCAGAAAAGGAUACACUCCUGUGCCAGAAUUACAACAUAUGGGAGCUUCUUCAACCAGAAGAAGAGACGUAUGAUGAGGAGGACCUCCUACCCGGUCUGGAGAACGGUCGAUGGAUUACAGUCGAACAAGACGACGCAGGAGAAGAAGACGAACAAGUGCUCUUCCGAACGUUCGUCAAUGCAGCCAUUGGUGGGAAAAGAUACAGGAUGAGGUCAAAGGGUGCUCCUUACAUGUUGCUUCUGUCCACCAAGGAAGGCGAAAGUGAACCGAAAGUCACCCUCUGCAAUCAAAGCGGAACAUUAUGUCUGACACGCGACUUUACUAUCGAAGACCUGCAAGACAAGGAGUUGCCUAUGAGCCCUUUUGCAGGAUCAGGCAUAAGUCCCAGAGACGCCAUACCGCUAAAUUUUGGCCGGAUGAACCUUACCGUGGCGUUUACCAAUGAAGACGACCUCCAACAAUUCAUGUACAUUCCGAGAGCCUACUUUGACGCUGUGAAAAGGAGAGAGCCUCGGCAAUUCGAGAAAGCUACUGAGACUCUGCUGUUUAAGAGCUCUGUAGAAGUCUUUGAGCAGCUAAAAGCGUCGACGAUGAAGCCGAUGAGUCCUCGACAAGUCUUCCGCUCAUGCGAUCUUCGCGUCCUUGAGACGACCAGCAAGGAGGGAUGGCGAAUGACGAGAAGAGUAGUGAUCAGCUCCUCUGCCGGCGAGCCAAGACCUUGGUGCACGGAGCUGUUCUUGCCUCUAAGUCGAGUCCAAAUCCGAAGAGAAGGUUUAGCACGACAACUUACGGUGAAAUGGUCCGAUUGUACGCACGAAAAGGCCGACAAGACAGACGGCAACUACAAUAAAAUCUACACUUAUGUCUACGAUGACAGCAACCCGAACAUCGCCCUACAACUCCUUUUCCGUAAUUGCCAAGACGCCACCGACUUCGAGCAGACCGUCCUGCGCCUCUCCAUUGCCCCUAUUUUCUCCACCGCUGGUACCGAUCCCCGCUUCGUCUAUAACAUUUCCGACACCGAACCGAAUCCAAAGAAUUACAAAGCCCUUCUUUUAACCCACACUCGCUUCGAUUGGCGAUAUAGCGAGCUCUUUUAUACGUACCGAGACACAGACUAUCAAUUCGACCGCUCAGCCCUCCGCGUCCGCCUGCCUCAAGUCUACUACACAGACUAUGUCUCCAGCUUCGUCGACAAGCUCUACAAACCCCCUCCUGGUGAGCCGCCCCGCUUUUCCCACUGCGAAAAACGCGUCGGCAACACCCCUCUCGACUUUGACGACGAAGCAGUAAGCUUCGGCUUCAUGUCCGCCCUCACCGGCAAUCACGAACUCAUCUUCUCUCGCCGCGCCCAUUACAUCACCACCAAGCCGCCCAAGAAGUUCGGCGGCACCAAAUCAAACAAAGGAACCGCCGAAGUACAACUCUGGCUCAAAGGCAAUACUGUGCGUCUUGUCAGCCGGUGGGAAGACAAGGUCGAGGAUAAGUGGAUCAGCAUGCAAGUACCGAGGGAUGGUCUGACACAUUCGAAGGACACGAACCGUGCUAGUUUUCCGAAGACCGAGUAUGAUCGGGGCAGAAAGGUUGACAUGGCGAAUCUUGUGGCAAGGGAUAGUAGAGAGAAGGAGGCGGGAAAGAAGGUGGGGCCUGUUACUAUUGCUUUUGAAAGCGUAAGAGACCGAGAGGAAUUUGCAGCGGCGCUGGAAGGAAAAGCACCGCCUCCCACUAACCAACGAAGUGCAUUUGACGAUUUGAUGGACAUGUAG
Messenger RNA from Letharia columbiana, 3249 nucleotides. RefSeq lists its product as uncharacterized. The coding region runs from base 1 to 3249 and encodes 1082 amino acids. The transcript has 3 exons. NCBI's taxonomy places the organism in Eukaryota, Fungi, Ascomycota, Lecanoromycetes, Lecanorales, Parmeliaceae. The record is from RefSeq and is a predicted model, not a curated record.